Andrographis paniculata is the source of this 2744-nucleotide messenger RNA. Its product is annotated as O-fucosyltransferase 27. Gene Ontology annotation, cellular component: endosome; trans-Golgi network; Golgi apparatus. The record is from RefSeq and is a predicted model, not a curated record. Lineage: Eukaryota; Viridiplantae; Streptophyta; Magnoliopsida; Lamiales; Acanthaceae. Bases 232 to 2319 code for a protein of 695 amino acids. The transcript is spliced from 9 exons.
CAUCACUUCCUCUGUUUCGAUAAUGUAAUGCGUUCUUUACAUCCACGCUCCGCCGGCGAGAGUGGGCUUCCGAUCUGUAUGCUUUUCACACGCCAGGCAAAACACUGUCUUUACACACUAUACGGCGUCGUUUUGCCCUCACUCUCUUUCACCUUCAGAGUCGAGUUCGACGACGACGACGACGACGGCUCUCGCGCUGCUGUCUUUUAGCGCGUGAUAAAAGAUCCCACUAUGAAGUGGGUUUCUCCGACGAAAGCCGCCGCCGGCGAUGGGAAAGCGGUGGUUUUCAAGUCGAAGCUUAAAUGGGUCGGGCUGUUCGGGCUUGUCCUGUCUGCCUUCUCACUCUUCACUCACUUCCUCCUCGCCAGAUACACCGAUGGCUUCGCUGUUUCCGAGUACAAAUCUUCCAUAACCUUCUUUUCUUGGAGGCCCAUUUUCGACGGCGCCGAUCUCCCCGCGAAUGCAGCAUUGCAUAGAAGGCUUUGGGGCCCUGUGAGGCAUUUUGAAUCUAUACAUCCUUAUGCAAAUCCCAGAGCAAACUAUGUAGCUCCUGGUCCACAGACUUCUGGAUUCAUUUUUGUAAGGAUUCGAGGUGGUUUCCAUGAAAUCAGGAAUUCGAUUUGUGAUGUCGUCGUGGUAGCACGACUCCUCAAUGCAACACUAGUAAUUCCCGAGAUUCAAUCCACAACAAGCAGCAAGGGCAUCAGCACAGAAUUCAAGAGCUUUGCCUACCUCUACAGCGAGGAGCAGUUUAUGACAGCGCUGUCCGAAGACAUCAAAGUCGUGAAAACACUUCCAAAGGAUCUCAAAGGAGCUCGAAGAAAGAAAGAAAUCCCUUCAUUCAAAGUUCCAAGCUCUGCUUCGCCUUAUUUCUAUCUCCAUCAUGUCCUGCCAGUGCUUAAUAAGCACUCGGUUGUCGAGCUUGUGAUCCCCGAUGGAGGAUGCUUGCAGGCUAUUCUUCCUCCUCACCUAGAAGAAUUUCAAAGGCUGCGAUGUCGGGUUGCUUUUAAUGCCCUAAGAUUUCGAGAUGAGGUUCGAGAACUUGCCACAAAGGUCCUGUUUCGACUGAGAGCUUCUGGGCGACCGUUCAUAGCCUAUGAUCCGGGAACGACGAGGGAUACUUUAGCUUACCACGGUUGUGCCGAACUCUUUCAAGAUGUACAUACCGAACUUAUCCAACAUAAGCGAGCAUGGAUGAUAAAACGGGGACUCGUCAAAGGGAAUCUUUCUGUCGAUUCAGCCAAGCAGCGUCUUAAUGGUUUGUGUCCGCUUAUGCCUGAAGAAAUAGGUAUUCUUCUUCGAGCAUACGGAUAUUCAUGGGAUACGAUCAUUUACAUUUCGGGGGGAGAGGUCUUUGGCGGGCAGAAGAAGCUCAUCCCGCUUCACGCAGUUUUCGAAAAUGUUGUUGACCGGACUUCUCUAACCAUGCCGUGGGAGUUGGACAGAAUGUACGGCCGGGAAGCAAAUCUUGUGGACAAAUCUCCAAGGUCUCCGCCUCCGAUUAAAUUGGAAAAGAAACCCAAUGACUGGAAAACAGUUGGACCUCGACCGCGUCCGCUCCCUCCACCCCCGGCAAGAGCGAAAUAUCCCUACAACAUUGAAGGCUGGUGGGGCUGGGUCGCCGAGAGUGAUAAUGAACCCGAGAGUACAGUUAUGGAGCUGAGAACAAACGCUCAUAAAUUGCUGUGGGAAGCUAUAGACUACACGGUAUGUGUCGAAGCAGAUGUCUUUGUUCCGGGAUUCAAUCGUGAUGGACGAGGAAACCCGAAUUUCGCUAGCUUGGUUAUGGGGCACAGGCUGUACAAGUCUCCUAAUUCGAAAACCUUUCGAAUCGACAGGAAGAAAAUCGCGAAGAUUUUGGAAGAGAUCCAAGACAACUUUUACCAAGCAAAUCGAACGUGGAUCACAAUGCUGCGACGCCAAAUGAGGAGAAGUUUGAUCGACGGGCUGGCAGAGGAACUGACGAGAUCGAAACGAGUUUCGUUUCUUUCCUUUCCUCUCCCAGAGUGCUCUUGCUAUAGCGGCGGCGGUGACGAUGAUCCUGUUCGGUCCAUAGUUAAUGCGUCGAGUCCUUCAGUCCUCUCGCCCUUACGGAAUGUACUAGGGUCAAUGCAGCGCUGCCCGUCGUGGGUGGAAGACAGCCUACCUGACAAGGAAACUGAAACGGACAACGUCGACGAGGACGAGUCUGAUUCUCUGGUGGCUGCUCCUCUUUUCCAGCAGAGCGGCAGCGGAAACAACGAGGCUGGAGUCGAAAUGAGCAACAAAGAAGAAACACAAAUGGAGGAUCAAGAAGAGCUCGACGGCGGAGACAGGUGAUGCAGAUAAACAACGAGGAUGUCUGAUUGACACAAAUUUUGCUGCUGGAUCGAAGAACUGAAACAGAGGGUAGAUUAGAACCGCGACCGAGCCAUUGUGCCGGCGGGAAUUUAGACGUCGAUUUCGAGGGUUCCUCUGUCUUCACCCUUGGACAAAGGGGCAAAACCUGAUUGCAGCAGUGAUAUGUUGGUAACUUUGUAUUGACUAACAUUAGUAGAACAAUGAAGGAAUGUCCUGAUUGUAAGCAACUCUGUAUCGAUCAAUUCAAAACCAAGAAAGUGGAAAAACGAGGAAGCAUUUGGAACUCUUCGUGUGAGAAAAGAAAAUUGUCGCGUGAUUCGCGCAACUGUCGCUUGAUUUGUUCACAUUUGUAAUCUUGAAUUAAACAUCGAUCCCAUGAAUAUGAUCGAUCGGCUUCAUUAUAA